GGGCGGAGUCAGAAAACAGGGGGGCCGGACUGGGAAGAAAUCAAAACAAAGAAAGCACAUGGACUUGACCAAAACAAAAGCACAUGGAAGACUGGGAGAGGCCAAUCUUGACACAUGCAUAUUUCUACAGGUGGAAUUCUAUCAUUAGGAAAAUGUGGAAUACUUUACCUGCGCGGAUUUCUACUGUUAUGAAUCUGUGGAAUUGCAUGAAUGUGUGGAUUCUACUGUUAAGAAUAAGUCAGUUUCUAAUCUUAUGUAUACAUUGAUCCUCAUGUAUAAGGACUGUAGUUGGUGUAAAAGGACCUGUCAGAUGAAACGUAAAUGUGGAAUUCUAGCAUUUGUGACAUAACAAUAGUUCUAUAACAAUGUAUAUUCUCACUGCUAUGAUGAAAUAAGAAUGUGUGGAUUCUAGUCUCAUAUUUCUAUUGUUUAUAUUUCUACUGGUGGAAUUCAAUUCUAUACUUAGGAAAAUACUUAAAACGUGUGGGUUUGCGGUGCUGUGAAUGUGCGGAUUUUUACUGUUAUGAAUCUGUGGAAUUGUAUGAAUGUGCGGACUCUACUGCAAUGAACAUGUGAACUUCAGUUCUCCCGUGUUCGUGGAUCCCAGCGCAGAAGGACUGUAGUUGCUGUAAAUGGAUGUGAUGGAUUAAAGGGCAAAGCCUGGUCAGUCACGCCCUAACUCCGCUGCAUACUGAUCCGUCCAUGAGUGCUGAGCCCUCCCUCUCCAUCUGAGGCUCAACUUCACUCAUCCUCUCCUGCAGCACGGACAGGGUUAAGCGCGCGUCGUUUGUCUGCACAGUGCAGGUGCCACCGCGGGAGUUUAGCACCGGAAUGCCACUGCGGUCUUCCCUCAUGGAAUUCCACAAGUCUCUGGAUUACUCUUUGCCAGUUUCUCAAGCCUUUUUUCAUCUCGUGCGUAAAUGUGCUGCGUCGUGGUGGAUGAUGGAACGUGACGCGCAGCGACGGCGCUGAGCCCGGAGCUCGGACGCAGCUGCAGAGUUUGGCGCUGUUGAUUGUCUUUCCUUUUCGUCGCUUUCAGGGCUGAUUUAGACGAUGCAGGCGUCUCCUUUUGCGCGUCGCAGCGUUGUGCACCCGGCUGCUUCCCGCGCCUUUCGCGCACGAGCGAAAAUAAGACUGAGCAAAUGUUUAAAGCCUUUGUAAAACGCGGGUCACCCGUUUUCUUUCUUCCUGCAAAGAGAUGCAAAGCGACGUUGUUUUUGCAACACGUGCACGCGCGCGCGGAAACACAGUUCGUAACUUUGGAGUUUUUGGGGGGCUUUUUUCGCGCAGAGCCACAAGGCGAGCGGAAGGUUGCUGGCUGUUGCGCUGCUCGCGCGGACACCCACUCGCGUCGUGGUGGUGUUCUUUCUUCUUUUUUCACCCCCCUCUUCUCCACGCUCGAGCUCUCCACACCUCGGGCUCGCGCUGAGCAAUGACGGCUCGAGGGCUCGCGCUGCUUCUGCUGCUCUUCUUACCCUUCCUCGUGCUCCUUCUCGCCCCCGCCGCGUGCCUCGCGCACCCGCAGCCGUGCCAGGUGCUGAAGCGCGUGGGCCACACGGUGCGAGUGGGAGCCCUGCACCUGCAGCCCCGCGCGGUCCGGCAGCAGCAGCACGGCCUCAGGAGGAAAACUUUCGACCGCGAGUGGGAGUGGGAGUGGGAGCGGGAGCGGGAGCGGGACGCGGGCCACGCGGAGAUGGAAGUAUCGGCUAAAAGCGGGAACGAGCUGGGCGCGAGGGCCGUCAGGACCAGAGGCUCGAGCGGCGGCAGCCAAAAAGGCGCGAAAAGUAAGAACGCGCUCAAACAAGUGGAGACGGAGAGCGCGUUUGUGCCCAGAGACUCCAUCCUGCUGGCGACCGAGACGCUCAACCGCCUGCCGGGUCUGUUACCCUACAACCUGUCGCUGGAGAUCGUAAUGGCCGUCGAAGCUGGACUAGGAGAGCUACCGGCCUUCUCCUUCUCUUCCUCCUCCUCCUCCUCUUCCUCCUCGACGCCGGUGUGCGCCGACCCGGUGUCUUUUCUUCACAGCGUUUGCCACACGGUCAUCGUCCAAGGAGUCGCUGCAAUCAUGGCGUUCCCUCAGAACAGGGACGAGUUGGUCAAGUUGGAGUUUAUUUCUUCGUCGCUUCGGAUUCCGGUCGUCAGUGUCGUUCAGAAAGAGUUCAAGCGGCAGAGUCAGAACUCCCUUCACUUCCAGAUGGCCAUGCAGAAUCCCCCAACUCCUCAGGCUGAUCUAAUCUUCUCUCUCCUGUCCAUUAAUAAUUGGUAUGAUGUCAGCUUGUUGAUGUGUCAGGAACUAAACAUUUCCAGAUUUGUCUUCCUGCUCCGCAACAACUCCAGAUUUCACCUAGGAUCUGUUGUUAACAUUUCCACUACCAACAGCAGCAACAAAGGUGACUUUCACACAUUGCUGCAGGGUUAUCUGGACUCCAUCAAGGACCCUACAUCCACCAUAGUGACCUUUGGAUGUGAUAUCCGAGACAUAAAAAGGAUUUUUACAACUGUAGCAAAGUUUGGGUUAAUGCUGCCUGACUACCACUGGAUUUUAGGCGAUUCCCAAAAUGUGGAGGAGUUAAGGACAGAGGGGUUGCCGAUGGGCCUUCUGGCACAUGGGCGAAUGGUGCAACCAUCUCUGGAUCACUAUGUCCAGGAUGCCUUGGAGCUAGUCACGAGGGCUGUUGGAUCGGCUGCAAUGGUUUCUCCAGAGCUUGCGCUCAUUCCUGGCAUCACAAACUGCAUGGCAAUUGAGGAGAAAAAUCUCACCUCAGGAAAAUUUCUCUCCAGGUUCAUGGCCAACAUGUCAUUUGAUGGGCUAAGUGGGUACGUUCAUGUUCAAGAGGAAUCUACCGUUAUCUCUGAAAGCCAUCACUUUAUCUGGAACUUGCAGCAUGACCCUAUAGGAAAUCCUAUGUGGACUCGUCUUGGUAGUUGGAAGCAGGGGAAAGUAGUAAUGGACUAUGGAGCUUGGUCCAGCAAGAGGCAGUCUUACCCUGGGGGCGACUGGAGGCAUUCCUCAAGGCUGCAUUUGCGGGUAGUCACCCUGGUGGAACAUCCUUUUGUGUUCACCCGUGAGGUGGAUGAGGACGGCCAGUGCCCCGCAGGGCAGCUUUGCCUGGACCCACUAACGAACAAUACAGCUCUGCUGCAGAGCCUUUUUCAGGGCCUUCAGGGGGGCAAUGACACUGUGCCCAUGGAACUGAAAAAAUGCUGCUACGGCUACUGCAUUGACCUGCUGGAAAAGUUAGCUGAGGAUAUGGGCUUUGACUUUGACCUCUACAUUGUGGGGGAUGGAAAAUAUGGCGCCUACAAGAACGGCCGCUGGACAGGUCUAGUGGGGGACCUCAUGAGUGGGGCGGCACACCUGGCAGUCACCUCUUUCAGCAUCAACUCAGCUCGCAGUCAGGUGAUAGACUUCACCAGUCCAUUCUUCUCCACCAGCCUGGGUAUCCUGGUCAGGACUAGAGAUACAGCUGCACCGAUUGGAGCCUUCAUGUGGCCUCUGCAUUGGAGUAUGUGGCUUGGAAUAUUUGUGUCCUUACAUGUGACGGCGGUGUUUCUUACUCUGUAUGAGUGGAAGAGUCCUUUUGGGAUGACCCCAAAGGGAAGGAACAGGGACAGAGUUUUUUCCUUUUCCUCAGCACUUAACGUUUGCUAUGCCAUUUUGUUCGGAAGGACAGCUGCUAUUAAGCCCCCAAAGUGCUGGACGGGCCGAUUUCUCAUGAACCUUUGGGCCAUUUUCUGUCUGUUUUGUCUGUCUACAUACACAGCCAAUCUAGCCGCUGUAAUGGUUGGAGAAAAAACCUAUGAGCAGCUCUCAGGUAUACACGAUCCGAAGCUCCAUCAUCCAUCACAGGGUUUCCGGUUUGGGACGGUGCGGGAGAGCAGUGCUGAGGAUUAUGUGAAAAAAAGCUUUCCGGAGAUGCACGAAUACAUGAGGCGAUAUAAUGUUCCUACAACCCCCGAUGGAAUAGACCACCUUAAAGAUGAUCCUCAGAAACUAGAUGCUUUUAUCAUGGACAAAGCCCUCUUAGACUAUGAAGUGUCUAUUGAUGCUGACUGCAAAACACUCACAGUGGGGAAGCCAUUUGCAAUUGAAGGCUAUGGCAUUGGUCUCAAACAGAAUUCUCCCCUGACUUCAAACAUCUCUGAGUUGGUCAGUCAGUACAAGUCAGAUGGAUUUAUGGACAUGCUUCAUGAUAAGUGGUACAAAGUGGUCCCCUGUGGAAAAAGAAGUUUUGCUGUCACAGAGACUUUACAGAUGGGGAUCAAACACUUCUCAGGGUUAUUUGUAAUGCUCUGCGUGGGAGUUGCCUUGUCUCUCCUCACCACUGUUGCUGAACACAUUGUCCAUCGCUGGGUGAUACCCAGAAUGCAGAACAAGCCACAGUACAAGUACUGGCUUCACACAAGUCAAAGAUUACAUCGAGCACUUAACCCGACCUUCAAUGAAGACAAAUUAGCAACUGUUGCGAAACCAGAAAAAAGGUGCAACAUUGGAAAUAACCAACAGCCUCUGUGGAAUAUCUCUGAGAAUUCCAUAUGUACUCGGCAGCAUUCAUCCAAUCAGGAGGGGCAACAGAACGACUUGGAGUGUUUACAGUGCAAAGAGCUCCCUCCCCCGCAGGUGAAAAGACAGCUUCCCCUACAGGCCACCUCCAACGGGAAAACAGACUUGCUGGGCCUGGCACGCAACCCCAUUGUGCAGGAGCUGACAGACUUGGAGUCACAGAUCCAGAUCAUCAAACAGCAGCUGCAGCUAGCCAUGAAGAAAAAAAAGGAACUGGAGCAGUAUCAACAAACAAAAAUGGCAAGUGAGCCCUAGAGCUUUUGGAGCUCUUUUUGUUGCUCGACUCGUGCACUUGCAGCAUUCAAACACUUGGACCUAAUGGUGGAUUAAUUCAAUUCUGCUUCCUAAGGGGGCAAGGCUGUCUCAGUGUUCCUCUGCACAUGUUUUAUUUUUUGUUUAAAAAAAAAAAAAAAAAAAAAAAAAAAAGCAGUGUUAUUUUUCUCUAUUUAUUUACUUUGAAUGUCACACAGAACCAACUACUCUGAUGUGAAAAAGGAUGUUGAUGAGGGACAAAAGGAUCGAGAAAUUUGGAUACAGCAAGCAUUUUCCUAGAGCAUUGCUUUUCUGGUACUGUAGCGUAUGUUUGUGUGGGACUCCUCUGAAGACAGUUUGACUGUCCAAGGGGAAAGCAUUCUGUGUAUCAAAGCGACAGCCAUUUAUUUAAGGUGUCAAAGUGUGAUGUAUGGUAGCACCUCCUGCAUAUUGAUAUAAAGCGCUAAACCGUUUUACAGAGGAAAGCAUGAUUGCCGUCACUUGGUUUGCAAAGGGAGAGUCUUAACUGUGAACUGUUAAAGGGUUUACAGUCAGUCUAUUAAUUAAAAAGAAGCUUUGACAUACCUUUACAUUUGA
Molecule: messenger RNA, 5413 nt
Organism: Pygocentrus nattereri (red-bellied piranha)
Lineage: Eukaryota; Metazoa; Chordata; Actinopteri; Characiformes; Serrasalmidae
Gene: grin3a
Product: glutamate receptor, ionotropic, N-methyl-D-aspartate 3A
Exons: 9
Coding region: 1433-4819 (1128 amino acids)
Biological process (GO): synaptic transmission, glutamatergic; ionotropic glutamate receptor signaling pathway; monoatomic ion transport
Cellular component (GO): plasma membrane; postsynaptic membrane
Molecular function (GO): transmitter-gated monoatomic ion channel activity involved in regulation of postsynaptic membrane potential; NMDA glutamate receptor activity
Source: RefSeq, a predicted model, not a curated record